AUGGAGCGAUAUUUUAAAAAAAUAUCGGAUGUUACUAAGCCAAUAAUUCCACCAAGAAAUCAAGCAGAGAAAUUAAAUGUUGAGGUGGAAUCAAGCGAUCAACCUACUAUUCAUGUUUCACCGAUACCAAUUGAGAUGGAGAUUGAUUUAGAUAACCUUCCCAGCGAUCCUGGACUACGACCAAAUAUAAUGAGUUAUUCAUCUGACGUGAGAGAUCAAGUUCGUAGAGAAUAUUUAUUAAAAGGACCAUGUCAGCCGCGACAAUAUAUUUUUCCUCAAAGGAUGGAUGGAAAUCGAAAGCGUAAAUUUAUUGUCACUUGGUUUGACGAAUUCAAGCCUUGGUUGGAAUAUAGUAUCGCAAAAGAUGCUGCAUUUUGUUUAUAUUGCUAUCUUUUCUCGGCUGGCCGCAGCGAAAGGGGCCAUGAUGCUUUUGUAACAGAAGGUUUCAGUGCCUGGCGCAAGAAGGAAAGGUUGCGAGACCAUGUUGGAGACCAUGACAGUGAUCAUAAUAAAUGUAGGUUGACUUGCCAAAAUUUAAUGAAUCAAGCUCAGCACAUUGAGGUAUGUUUUUCUAAACAAUCCGAACAAGCAAAGCUUGAUUAUCGUUGUAGAUUGAAUGCAUCGAUUAUUUGUCUACGCUACCUUAUGAUGCAAGGAUUGGCUUUUAGAGGGAAUGAUGAAACUGAAAACUCACUGAAUCAAGGGAACUUUAUCGAGCUUCUAAAAGUUAUUGCUUCAUGCAAUGAGGAUAUCAAUAAAGUUGUUUUAAGUAAUGCUCCUGAUAAUCUUAAACUUACAGCUCCUCAUAUUCAGAAAGAUGUUAUCAAUGCAGCUGCAAUUGAGAUAACAAAUGUUAUAAUUGAAGACAUUGGGAAUAAGCAAAUGGGAAUCGUUAUUCGGUAUGUCAACAAAAGUGGAUGUAUUAUUGAACGUUUUCUUGGCCUUGUGCAUGUUAAUGACACAAGUGCUGCAUCACUUAAGAAAGGCAUCGAUUCUUUGUUUUCCACAUAUGGCUUGAGCAUAUCUAGUUUGAGAGGUCAAGGUUACGAUGGAGCCAGUAAUAUGCGAGGAGAAUUUAAUGGGCUUAAAAGUUUGAUACUAAAAGAGAACUCACAAGCUUAUUAUAUACAUUGUUUUGCUCACCAGCUUCAACUUACACUUGUUGCUGUUGCUAAAAACCAUGUAAGUGUUAGUUCUUUUUUUAAUACUGUUGCACGUUUGUGUAAUGUUGUUGGUGGUUCUUGUAAGCGUAUGGAUAUGCUUCGAGAGAAGCAAUUGGAGAAGAUUCUUCAAGGAAUUGAAAACGAUGAAAUCAUGACUGGAAGGGGUCUUAAUCAACAAAGGUCAUUGAAAAGACCGUCAGAUACUCGUUGGAGUUCCCAUUAUGGUACACUAAUGAACCUUAUACAUCUUUUUUCUUCUAUCACCGAUGUUCUUGAAUAUAUUGGAGAAAAUGGUAAAGAUGAUCCACAAAAGGCUGAAGCAGUUGAUUUGUUAGAUAUUAUAACUCGUUUCGAAUUUGUGUUUGUGUUGCAUCUUAUGAGAAAAAUAUUGGGAGUCACACAUGAACUGUCACAAUUACAAGAAAUGAGAGAUAAUGGGUGGGAGACUUUGUUAUCUACAGUUUCUACAUUCUGUAGCAUGGAAGAGAUAAAUAUACUGAGUAUGCAAGACGUAUAUGCAACUCGUGGUAGAUCACGACGUAGAAUUGCGACAAUCACUAAUCUUCAUUAUUACCAGGCUGAUUUAUUUUACUCCGUGAUUGACACUCAGUUGUGUGAGUUGAACAAUCGUUUCAAUGAAGUGAAUACAGAUUUGCUUCUAUCGAUGGCAUGUUUAGAUCCAAAAGAAUCGUUUUCUGCAUUUGAUAAAAUUAAGUUGAUACGUCUAGCAAAAUCAUAUCCAAGGGAUUUCUCUCCAAUUUCUCUAAUUGAACUUGAAUGUCAGUUGGAUAACUUCAUUAUUGAUAUGCGCUUGGAUGAAAAGUUUUGUGAAGUGGUGGGAGUUGCAGGUCUCGCUCAAAAGAUGGUCGCGACAAGAAAAGACGACGUUUUUCCAUUGGUCUAUUUGUUAAUAAAAUUAUCUUUAACUUUACCGGUUGCUACUGCUACAGUGGAAAGAGCUUUUUCUGCCAUGAACAUUAUCAAGAGUCCGUUGCGCAAUCGAAUGGGAGACAAAUUAUUAAAUGAUUGUUUGGUAACUUAUAUUGAGAAAGCUAUAUUUGCAGGCAUCACCAAUGAGACGAUUAUGCAACGAUUUCAAAACAUGAAAAAUAGAAGAGGAAUGCUAUGA
This is a messenger RNA of Mercurialis annua (annual mercury), 2292 nucleotides long. RefSeq lists its product as uncharacterized. Gene Ontology annotation, molecular function: protein dimerization activity. Bases 1 to 2292 code for a protein of 763 amino acids. Lineage: Eukaryota; Viridiplantae; Streptophyta; Magnoliopsida; Malpighiales; Euphorbiaceae. The record is from RefSeq and is a predicted model, not a curated record. The transcript has 3 exons.